AGGCGGGGCGUGAAGCCGUUGCCCUCCGGGUCAGCCCCCGCGGGAAGCUCGGGAAACCCGGGUCAAGUUCGCCUUCGGCCGCGCCCCGCCCCCUGUACAGGGUUAAUCCAGGGCUGCCGCGUGAAGGCGGUUUGGUGCCCUUGCCUGGUUCUCGGGUUUGGGGCCAAGCGCGGCCGACAGCCCGCAGUAGGCCCUGCGAUCCCCAAAUCCCCUACGGUCCCCCGAGACUCGCCGAGUGCCGCUGCGGAGCCCCGGGACGCGCAGGCAGGGUGGCCGUUGCAGUGAGUGCGGAUGUCCCUGACAAGAUGAAGAGCCGAAUUCCUGUGGUGCUCCUGGCCUGUGGCUCCUUCAACCCUAUCACCAACAUGCACCUGCGCCUGUUUGAGGUAGCCAGAGACCACCUACACCAGACAGGAACGUACCAGGUGAUCGAGGGCAUCAUCUCCCCUGUCAAUGACAGCUACGGGAAGAAAGACCUCGCGGCUUCCCACCACCGAGUGGCCAUGGCCCGGCUGGCUCUGCAGACUUCUGACUGGAUCCGGGUGGACCCCUGGGAGAGUGAGCAGGCGCAGUGGAUGGAGACGGUAAAGGUGCUGAGGCAUCACCAUGGCGAGCUGCUCAGAUCUCUGCCACAGACGGAAGGCCCGGACCACGACAAGGCGCUGUCCCCACCCCCCGCAGCUGUGCCUGAGCUGAAGCUCCUCUGCGGAGCGGACGUCUUGAAGACCUUCCAGACCCCGAACCUCUGGGAAGACGCACACAUCCAGGAGAUAGUGGAGAAGUUUGGCUUGGUGUGCGUGGGCCGGGCGGGUCACGACCCCAAGGGGUACAUCUCGGAAUCCCCCAUCCUGCGGAGGUACCAGCACAACAUCCACCUGGCCCGGGAGCCCGUGCAGAACGAGAUCAGCGCCACGUACAUCAGGCGGGCCUUGAGCCAGGGGCAGAGCGUGAAGUACCUGCUCCCUGAUGCAGUCAUCGCCUACAUCAAGGAGCACAACCUCUACAGCAAGGACGGCCCCCCGACAGGCAAAGGCCCCCAGGGCCAGGAGGGCAAGGCCAGCUAGGGAGGGGCCGCCAGGCUCUCCACACAGCUCCUGGCGGGAGGGGGCUGCAGCGUUUCCGGUUUGCUUUGUUUUGCACUUUUCCAUUUAUUUGUUUUCCUUCUACAAUGAUUUUCUAUCCGAGGAGUCUUCUGUUCCAGGAAGAGAGUCCUUCUUUGGGGAAAAGGAAAUGCCUGCAUCGCGAGGAUAGACAUUUAUCAGCGAAGUUUAAAGGCUAUGACAGGUCAUUUAGGACUGGACGAAAUCUCUCUGAACUGCGGGAUGAAGAAGCCUUAUUCUGGGUGGAUGGUAAUUAUUGCACGCAGGCAGGUUGGUUCUGAGCACGGCAGGCCCCCGGGGGUCGGAUCAGAAUUGCUCACCAUGUAUUUUUUAACUAGGACCAGGUGCAGCGUGCUGGUGUUGAUUGGAAAGAUCUGACAAGAUGCUAAUUACUGAACAGUGGGCUUUGUCGUUUCAAACAGCACAGUACUCACUGAGGAGUCGGAAAUCGGGAAACGGCGCUUUACUCGUUUACAUGCAAUGUUCCCUUACAAACCGUAGUAGCCUGCGUGCCUACUGGCCUCUCGUAAAAUUUAAGCUACACUCUAAGUCACGAUCCUCCAGCAAUAUUUUCGAUACAGCCAGUAUUUUUUUAACCGCUAUAUUAGCAAUGCCAGGGCACCUGCUUUCCAGGUUUCUGAAAAGGAACGGAGGUGAAACAGACGCGUGUUUCAGAGGGUCUUUCUGAAUGUUUUAUGACUGCAUGCCUGUUUGAAUAUGGGCGAAGGGAUAAAUAAUAAA
Messenger RNA from Tupaia belangeri chinensis (Chinese tree shrew), 1841 nucleotides. RefSeq names its product nicotinamide nucleotide adenylyltransferase 3 (gene NMNAT3). Gene Ontology annotation, biological process: NAD+ biosynthetic process. NCBI's taxonomy places the organism in Eukaryota, Metazoa, Chordata, Mammalia, Scandentia, Tupaiidae. The record is from RefSeq and is a predicted model, not a curated record. Gene Ontology annotation, molecular function: nicotinate-nucleotide adenylyltransferase activity; nicotinamide-nucleotide adenylyltransferase activity. The coding region runs from base 306 to 1064 and encodes 252 amino acids. The transcript has 5 exons. Gene Ontology annotation, cellular component: mitochondrion.